CGACCUGCCACCACGCCCCACCCGCACUGCUCCCGACCAUGGCUGACUCGUACAUGCCCGGCGCCAAGCCCGGCUUCCUCAACGCGCGCAGUGCCGCCGCCGCGCCGCCGCCGCCGCAGCGCAACUUCCUCGCCCGCUUCUGGGCACGCGAGAUCAUGGCGCCCGAGAAGCAGGCCGGCAACCUCGCCGUCGCCUGGGGCGUCGGCAUCUUCGUCGGCGGCAUCGCCCUCAUGCGCACCGUCGGCGAGAGCCUGCUCGUGCCGCAGUUCUAAGUGGGGGAGGGCAGCAGGAGGGAAGGAGAAGGGAAAGAGGGGAAGAGGGAUGUAGGGAUGCUUGGGUGAGAUGAUGGGGAGCACGAAUGUAUCAACAUCACGCCAGAACGCUGUGCGGGGUGUGAGUCGAAGGCAAGAAGUC
Messenger RNA from Tilletiopsis washingtonensis, 414 nucleotides. RefSeq lists its product as hypothetical. The record is from RefSeq and is a predicted model, not a curated record. NCBI's taxonomy places the organism in Eukaryota, Fungi, Basidiomycota, Exobasidiomycetes, Entylomatales. The transcript is spliced from 2 exons. The coding region runs from base 39 to 272 and encodes 77 amino acids.